This is a messenger RNA of Prunus armeniaca (apricot), 840 nucleotides long. Lineage: Eukaryota; Viridiplantae; Streptophyta; Magnoliopsida; Rosales; Rosaceae. The record is from the annotation of a GenBank genome assembly.
AUGCCUCCCGAAUUUGUUAGUGACCAUGAACGGAAUGUUGACAUUAAAUCGGUUGUGCCCACCGUUGAGGACAUGGCAAGUUGCUCGCCGGAGGCUGGCCUUGGCCCUCCUGCUACCGUUCCUAACACUGUGCAGACUGUCGGCAAGUCACACUCGACACAGCUACCGACACCUCUCCCUAGCUUCUGGCAGUGCCGCCUUGUGGUGAGAUUAUUGAUGACAACCAUAAGGACGGUGAUGCUUCCACCUCCGUGGGGCAUUUGUCAGAGAAAAACAUGUCUUGGCAAGAUUGAGAGAAUUCCUUCAUGGUUUGAUGAUUAUGCAUCCUUUCAAGGCGCCUUUGUGUAUCCAGAGACAGUCGUAGUUUUGAGAAAAUUUAUGGAUUUCCAUGGGAGUUUCAUGGAGGUCACCGAUAUCACCUCCUCUUUCUUGAGAAGUGCCGCCUUCCGAGCUCUUGGCUUGGUGCUUCAUGGGAUAGAUACCAUGGAGCUUCUUGAUAUCAUCGACUAUAGACUACUUUGUUGGCGGGACGCAAUAUGCGAGGCCAUAACUCUAGGCUUUCAUGUGGACUUUCUCCUCAACCUUGUGAGGAACCUAGCAUGUGCCGUCUUUGGAGCGCGGAUCAUUCAUAGCAUGAAAUUAUCACAAGGUUCUAAUGAGGGUAUUUCUGCUGACAAUGCUGAGUGUGUGACAGAAGCAGCAGCCAGAUCAUCUCCUAGGGCUUCCUCCUUUUUUUUUUUGGGCAUUCUUCAUAACCUCAAAGUUGUCUCUUCUUGGCUUGGUGAUCGAUUAUCUUGGCGCGUGGUUCUAUUGGAGACCAUAGGCUACAUGAGUCUUUAG